UGGCUGGGUCAUGUAGCACGCAUGCCCAGCUACCGCAUGCCUAAAAUCGAGGGGGCUAAACGGGCGCGGCGCGGGCUAGAGAAGAGAUGGAGUGAUGUGGUACAGGAGGACGUGGAGCUGAGUGGACUUGCCGAUGACUGGUACCAGCAGUGUCAAGAUCGGCCUCAGUGGAGGAGGCUCGUGAAGGACGCUACUGGGCAGUUGGAGGCAGUCGCCCUCCAACAACAACGGAGGGCUGAGGAGCGACGUUCACAACAACGAGCGGAGCGCCGGGUGGCUAAAGCACAGCAAGUUGGUACGCCCCUGCCGCUGCUCCGCCGGGACACCGGCUUGAUGCUGACGAUGUCUCAGGAGCAGGCCGCCUGCCUCCUGGCCAACGCCUUCUUCUGCACGUUCCCCCGGAGCAACGCCACCGGGACCCGGAGCGAGGACUCUGCCUGCCCCGACAUCAACGUCAACAGAGCGGAGCCGGCGCUGCCCCCAUCCUCCGCGCUCACCCAGGCCUCUAAAUGGCUGACGGUUGUUGUGGAGAAAGAGGAGACUGCGAGACCCCCGCGACUCGACGGCGGCGCCAAGUGGAGACCUCGGGUCGGCCCUGUGACGUCACCGCCUUGCCACGCGGUGGCGCCACAGCGCGGCAGCAGCGGCAGCAGCGGCACCUCGCGGUUUUGUUGGUCGUAG
Molecule: messenger RNA, 681 nt
Organism: Lethenteron reissneri (Far Eastern brook lamprey)
Lineage: Eukaryota; Metazoa; Chordata; Hyperoartia; Petromyzontiformes; Petromyzontidae
Biological process (GO): nucleotide-sugar metabolic process; regulation of DNA repair; carbohydrate metabolic process
Cellular component (GO): cytoplasm; nucleus
Molecular function (GO): poly(ADP-ribose) glycohydrolase activity
Source: RefSeq, a predicted model, not a curated record